Messenger RNA from Ilex paraguariensis (yerba mate), 189 nucleotides. The record is from the annotation of a GenBank genome assembly. Lineage: Eukaryota; Viridiplantae; Streptophyta; Magnoliopsida; Aquifoliales; Aquifoliaceae.
AUGGUUUAUAAAGAGAAAAGGGUAGCAUCAGAGUCUGAUGAAUCAGACAGUGAAUACCAUCCUGAUUGUGAAUUUAGUGAGUUUGAUACGUUGGUUGACAGUGAUUAUGAAAGUGAGUAUGAUGACAUGUUGUAUGAUAGUUAUGUUGAUAAUGAAGUUGAAUGGAUUGGUUUGAAUAGUAAUAGGUAG